Messenger RNA from Chilo suppressalis (striped riceborer), 5905 nucleotides. Lineage: Eukaryota; Metazoa; Arthropoda; Insecta; Lepidoptera; Crambidae. The record is from the annotation of a GenBank genome assembly.
AACUAGUCUGUGAGGUAAAUAUACCAAAAGGGUCUGUGGGGUGGAUUUGUUUGUGAAACUUGAUAGUGUUUUGCGACUUACUUGUUCACGGAUAACUAAAGUAAUCAUGCUAAAAAUUAAUGGAUAAUCAUUUAAAAAGCGAAUAACACCUCGUGAUAUAUAAUAAUUUUGAGUUUAAUUUAAGCAGAAGUGUAUCAAUGUCGCUUAAAUAGGAAGAAAACGCACAACAAACAUGGGUUUGGACUUUGACGUAUUUGAGUUUUGCAAAAAAUUGCGGCAAAACCGGCCUCCGCCGUAUUUGUGCCCCUUAGAAAAAUGUGAUAAGGUUUACAAAAGUUUAUGUGGGUUGCAGUACCAUUUAGUUAAUUAUGACCAUGAUAACCCCACUCCAGCAACACCAGCUGUUGCUAAUAAUCGUAAGAAAAGCGGAAGAUGUCGGGCUCCUGUACCUACCGGUGAUAUCGCUCUACAGAGCCCACCAAAAGAAGCCCUUACAUUUGCUGAAGCCCAAAAACUAGUUCAAUUUGAAAUAGAUGGGAAAAUAAGCAGGAUUCCUAUUGAUCAGCCCUUGCCUAUUAUGUCUUUGGAAGAGUGGGAAAAGAAGAACUCUGAACUUGAAAAGCCUUUACCAUUCAUAGAGCCUACACCAGAGCCACAUGUUAAGUUACCUGAAGCAAGUUUCAAGCUUAUCCCUGAUUACAAUGAGAGAGUUUGUGAUGCACCACCUCGUCCAAAUGCUUACAUAAGGUUUAUAGAGAAGUCUGCUGAGGAAUUGGAUGGUGAAGUGGAGUAUGAUGUUGAUGAGGAAGAUACUGCAUGGUUGUCAAUUGUAAACAAAAUGAGAGCAAAACAAGGAUUGCCUGCCGUAUCUGUUGAUACAUUAGAGCUUCUAAUGGAUAGACUUGAGAAGGAAUCUUAUUUCCAAGCAACACAAACUGGUCAGCAGACAGCAGCAGCAGUUGAUGAAGAUGCUGUUUGUUGCAUCUGCAUGGAUGGUGAAUGUCAAAAUACCAAUGUGAUUUUGUUCUGCGACAUGUGCAAUCUAGCAGUGCACCAGGACUGCUAUGGUGUUCCAUAUAUACCGGAAGGUCAAUGGCUUUGCCGGCGCUGUUUGCAGUCACCUUCCAGACUCCUCAAUUGUGUCCUUUGCCCUAAUACUGGAGGUGCAUUCAAACAAACAGAUCAAGGGACAUGGGCGCAUGUAGUCUGUGCACUCUGGAUACCAGAAGUCCGUUUUGCAAACACUGUUUUUUUGGAGCCUAUUGACUCCAUAGAGAUGAUUCCAGCUGCACGUUGGAAACUGUCUUGCAUGGUUUGCAAACAACGCGGUGCUGGUGCCUGCAUCCAAUGCCACAAGUCCAACUGCUAUGCUGCUUUCCAUGUCACUUGUGCACAGCAAGCUGGGUUAUACAUGAAGAUGGAAGCGGCGGGCGCGGGUAGAGAUCCCAGUCAACCGGUGCAGGUCGCCAAAAUGGCAUACUGUGAUGCUCACACUCCUGCUCACGUCCUGCAGGAAAGGCGUGCGUUGGAUUCCGAGGGAGAUUCAAAGUCUACAGAUUUGACAGCUAUUAGACAGAAAGGCAGGGAGAAAAUAAUACAGGCCCGGCGAGUCCUAGCUAUGAAACGAACCUGGUCCCCUGUAGUCCUAGUGCCCACUCUACCCGCCGAGCGAGUGUCUGAAGUGGCCCAACUAGCCCCGGGCCCACCUGCGGCCCGGGCCCAUCUUGUGAAGAAACUGUUAGCUUACUGGACCCUCAAGCGGCACAGCAGGAACGGUGUGCCUUUGCUGAGGCGACUGCAGAGUCUGACCAGCCAUCAUGGAACCCGAGGAAUACAGGAUGGCACCGUGAACGUAAGAGAGCUGUGUAACCAACUCAAAUAUUGGCAAAGAAUACGUCAAGAUUUAGAGAGGGCAAGGCUCCUCUGCGAAUUGGUCCGCAAACGCGAGCGCCUCAAGGCGGAGUACACUCGAGUGUGGGAGCGCUGUGUGAUGCAUUCACUGCGGCCCGAGCGAGCCGCCCUGCACAAACUGUUGCGGAUGCUGCGCGCCAGAGAUAACAGCGACAUAUUUACCGAGCCUGUCGAUCUCAACGAGGUGCCAGACUACAGUUCAGUAGUGAAACACCCGAUGGAUCUGAGCACUAUGGGAAAGAAACUGGACCGCGGCGCGUACCGCACCGUCGACGACGUGGAGGCGGACUUCACCCUCAUGAUAGACAACUGUCUCACAUACAACAACAAGGACACAGUGUUCUACAAAGCGGGAAUAAAGAUGCGCGAGCAAUGUCUGCCGAUAUUCCGUCAAGCGCGUCGCGAUGUCCGCGCCGCCGACAUGCCCGAGCUGGCCGGCGACGGCGAUGUACUGGCCGACUCCAGUCCUGAACGGGAGCAGGAGCGGCCGCAAGAGUGGGAGCGGGCGCGGAGCAGCCGCCGCAGCCGCCCGCGGCACUCCAGCAGCGACAGCGAGCCCCGCGCCGAUACCCGCAGUGAGCGUGGCGUAUCAGUUGCUCGCAGCGAAAGGCGGCAUCAGAGUCCCAGAGACACCGACGAAGACAACAAUACGCGUUCUAGUUCCCCGGCGGGCGAGAGAGUAGUGACUACUGUAGGCAGACGUGGCAGGGGGCGUGGCAGGGGAAGAGGGCGGGGGCGGGGCCGGCCCCCACACCUCGCCAGGGUUAGGCAAGAAACUCCGACAUCGGGCUCAGAAACGGCCGCAGCGCCGCCGCCGAGAAAAAGCGUAGAACGGACGCACAAACUGACUACGCCUGAGAAAUCACCUGCAAAACUCGUGGAAACCGGUCCAGGUUUGAGUUUUUCGGGAGGACUGAAAAAACCUACUCUGCUAUUACCGCCAUCAUUGGGUGCGGCACCGCCAAAGAGCUUCGGAUCCGAUGCAUCUCUGCCGACGCUAUCGGCCAGUUUAGGUCGGCCGAGCUUGGAAAGUUCGCCAAAGAAGAAGGGGCGUGGUCGCCCAAGGAAGAACGAUAAAGACAAGUCCACUUCAUCACCAGAUCUGUUCAGUCCAUUGGCGUUGUCGGAAAAGUUGAGUCUACCAAGCUUGGACAGCUCUCCUAAGAAGAAAAGCCGAGGCCGACCGAAGAAGGGCGACAAAGACAAGUCCACUUCGUCUCCAGACAGCUUCAGGGUGAUGCAGGGCGCGGGCGGGGAAGCAAAACUUUCCACUCCGGUACCGGCGUCCUUCUUGCAGUACCGCGGUCCUCCGGGCGAGGUCGGCUCAGACAGCGACCUGGCGCUAUCCAGAUCUUCAAGCAGCAGCUCAGUGUGGUCGCAGUCCUGUUCCUCCUGCACCCACUAUGACGACAACGGCUCCGAUCACUCCUGUUCAUUGAGCACCAGCGAUGCGUCCAGUAAUGGGCCCCUGGACGGAGACGGCCCGGAUCGUCGCCAACGACGCGCUCCUCUCACCGACGCGUCUGAUACCGAGCCCACUACACCGGUCAAGGGUCGCGGCACUCGGUCGUCUUCAUCCAAGACACCGGUGAAGAGCGCAGUCUCCGACGUGCACGUGCAGCUCGAACCACUGCAGCUAGUCUGGGCCAAAUGCCGAGGGUACCCUUGGUAUCCAGCCCUGAUCAUAGAUCCGAAGAUUCCCAAAGGGUUUGUUUACAACGGGGUACCACUGCCAGUGCCGCCGCAAGACGUUCUCAAUCUCAAGAAAAACCACUCGCACGAACCAAUCCUUUACCUGGUGUUGUUCUUCGAUGUGAAGCGAACUUGGCAGUGGCUCCCGCCAAACAAAUUGGAAGUAUUAGGGGUUGAUAAGAGUGUGGAUCAAGCUAAACUGGUCGAGUCGAGGAAACCCACUGAAAGAAAGGCAGUCAAGAAGGCCUACAAUGACGCCAUGCAGUUCAGGAAGCAAGUGGACGGAGAAGACAAAUGACAAAGGUUUAGAUACCGGUCCAGAAGACCGCGUAACAGAACAUUCAGCUUUGGCAACUUUUCACUAAUGAACAUAAGGGCUUUGGACUCGACUGACUCCAGCGAUUAAAUAAUCUUUCUAUUUAGACAUGUUGUGUAAAAUUAUCAACUGAUUAACUAAUUAAAUCUAAAACAAAUAUUAGAAAAAAUUCCACGCGGUCCAGGCAUCAGGCGGGAAUUUAUUUCUAGUAAAAUUUUCUUUAGAUUUUAAUAUCUAGCAGUUAUGUUAGAAAAAAAUGAACUUAUAAUCGUUAGUGUUGUGAUAUAGUUAAAUAUGAAAUAAAUUGUAUAUAACAUGGCUUGCAAAAUUCUGUUAAAAAAACUGAGGAUAACUACAUUAAACUUAGAGCAUAAUUAGUGUAACUUACUGUCUGAAAUGUUUAUAAAAUAGAUACGCUGCCGGAUCCCGAUCUGCUUAUUACAAAAUUUUUUUAUUAAUUACAUAUUAAAUUAAGUUUAUAUCAAAUUGGCGUUUAUCACUAAGAUUAUAAUAUGACACAAAUAAGCAAUAAAUACUAUAGUAUCUUAAAAUGUCUCUGAGUGUUGCCAUAAAUGUGUCAUAAACAUAUAAUUAUAUUUGUAACUUUUUACUGUCUUUAUAUAAUGAAAAGAUUUUUAUAAAUUGUAUAUAUAUACUACUUUUCAGGUAGCUCUAUCUAAAAAAACAAUGAUAAGAUUGUACUUGAAUAGAUGUUUAAAUAAGCAGUGUUAUGAAAUUAUAAAUGUCAUUUGAUUAAUGUAUAAAAUAUGUAAGUCUAUAAAAUUGAAAUUAUAACCAUAUUGAAGAUAGUUGAAGUGAAUGAAGCCUUCAUGUUCUAUACCAUUAAGUAGUUUUCUUCAGUGAAAGGUAUAAUAAUUUUUCCUUAAUUAAUACAGUUGAAUUGUUGAUUAAUAAAAAGUUCCUUUACUGUGGUACCAUCAGUCUAAAUCAAUCACUUUCUAAACACAACCAUGUAGGUCUUAUGCUUUUUUUUAUAUAAAUGCUGCCCUAAUGAUCACUUUCCCAGGUGGGAAAAAUACUAGAAAACUGUUGCUAAUUUUAAGAUAAUUGUGUUAAAAUCUUUUGUUUUUAUAAAUAAAAAUAGUAACAAUAAUGAACUUGGUACUUUAUUUUUCUCCUAAAAAUUAAUUAACAAUGAUCAUUUUCUACUUUAUUAUUUAAUAAAAUGAAACAAUGUGAUUGCUACAAUUUUAUAUUAAUCAUUAACUUAAUAAAUAAACCAUGAUUUACUCAUAAUGCUUGUCCCAAAGAUAAAGUUUUCCUGGAGUUGGUCGCACAUUAGCAGCUUGCUUAGGAGCACUGGAACAGAUAAAACUAAUCUAAGUAUUAUUUAAAUAAUAAGUGCUAAACAUUAUAAAUUUGCUAAUUGUUACUACUACAAAUGACAUUGAUGCAUGUGAUACACUACACAGUACACCAAGUACCUACACAGCUAGUUUAUUUUAUUACUUAAAAAAACUUUAAAUAUCCCACUUUCUGUCAAUCAUUUACUUUCAUAGUAAAAGGAGCUUCUUUAGCUAAUAUUACAGCUGUGAAUUUGCAAGGAGAACUAAGUAUGAAAUCGAGUUACUACAUAUCUCUUUCAGUACCCCUUUCACUAAGUAGGUGGCUUAAAUACUCUAAAUUAGUUUUAAGUUUUAGUUUCAACUUCUCUAAAUAUCUUAAAAUAUACAUAUUUAUAACAACCAAGUUCUAUACUUAAUCAGUUUUAUAUGUAAAAGUGAUAAUGAUGUACAUGACUGGCACCUUCUUUGUGGAAGGCUGGUGCAUGGUGUGCAUGCAUUGCUCUACUCGUGUGUUAUUUUGUUAGCCUUCUGGAAGAUAAGAACUUCCCUUUGUCAUCACAUGAGUUAGAGCAGUUAACCGCCGUUGUUCAUUCUAUACAAUUACAAACCCUCCUAUUAGAAUAACAAAUAUUGAGAAGUGUUGGGAUCACCUCACCCUUUGUCAGAACUAGCUUCGAGC